Entrophospora sp. SA101 is the source of this 228-nucleotide messenger RNA. The record is from the annotation of a GenBank genome assembly. Lineage: Eukaryota; Fungi; Glomeromycota; Glomeromycetes; Entrophosporales; Entrophosporaceae.
AUGACUACUCUUGCUGGAAGCAAUCAUCAUAAUAAUUAUAUUACCAAUCUACCUUUUGUUCAAUCUCCAACUUAUGGUAAUAACUCCAAUUUGGUAGAUAAUACAUUUUGUGGCAAUGAUCAAAUCAAUAUGAAUAAUAAUGGUAAUAAUAGUUAUUUGGAUGCUAAUAGUUCUCAAACGAUUAUUAAAUCUGAAUUUUAUUCUAAACAAGAAGGAGAAGAAGAAUAA